AUGACAUUAUUUGGAGCAAAUUUAUGGCCCAGCAAAUAUGAAUCAAUUUGGUUAACUGACGCAGACCACUGUGUGGAUUCGUUUCGCAUGAAAAAAGCUGUUUACUACAUGAAUGUUGUUGAUGAAUUUUCGUAUGAAAAUGCAUUGGUGGUAGAACAGAAGGAUGGUAUUCCUGAAGAUAACCAUUUUUAUUUGUUAUGUGUUAAACCAUCGUCUUAUAACAAAGCCACUUCAAGCAAUAUACGCGUGAAACUGUUGGCAUCUCGGAGUCCUUAUUGGAUGCCUUUUUCACUGCAAGCAAUGGUUCUUAUAAUCUUAUUGAUGUUAAUAAUGAGUGCUCUUUUCUCGGGUCUUAAUUUGUCAUUCACAUCGGUGGCGAUUAGUGAAUUAAAUAUUAUCAGUCGUGUGGGCGAUGCAUAUAAAAGCCGUCUAGCUAAAAAUAUCAUUCCGGUGCGCAAACAUCUCAACUGGCUCAUUUGUACAUUUACAACAGCUAAUGCAAUUAUUAAUUGUGGAUUAUCAUUGCUACUCGAAAACUUUCUUGAAUACAUAAGUGACGGUAGAUUACCAUUUCUUCCGUUAACGCUUGUGACAUGCAUCAUUUCUCUUAUUUUUGGCGAAUUACUUCCAUUGGCGAUAUGUAAUCGAAGAGGUCUACAAAUUGCCAGUAAGACACGCUAUGUCACCUGGUUUACAAUGAUUGUUUUAUCACCUGUUGCUUGGCCAAUUUCGAAGAUUUUAGACAUAGUCCUUGGAUCUCAAGGAUGUGAAGUGUACGAUAGAAGUAAAAUAGAAUUUUUAAUUUUGGAAGCAGCAAGAACAAGUUCUGCAGUUUUCUCAGAGAUUCUAAAGAAUGCAAUCAAUCUACCAAGAAUUCGAGUUGGUAAUGUAAUGACACAAAUUGAUGAAGCAUUUCUCUUAUCAACAACAGAUACUCUCGACAACAAACUGAUUCUUUCGAUAGUAGAAAAAGGCUAUAGCCGUAUACCAGUUUAUGAAGGUUCAAAGAGAAGCAAAGUCAUUGCAGUAUUAAAUGUCAAGGACCUCAUCACUACUGACUUCAAUAAGAGUAUUAUAGUCAUCGAUAUACUUAAAAAAUUGAAUUAUUUAAAACAAGUCCGUUUUGUAUGCGAAGAGAUGCAAGUAAAACCUUUGCUAAACGAAAUGGAAGGACAGAAUUUUGCAUUCGAACCAAAAGGUUACAUAUCACACCUAGCAAUGGUGGUGAAAUAUGACAGUAAAAGUUACAGCCUUGUUGGUCUAAUAACACUUGAUGACAUCAUUGAAGAAAUAUUUGGAGAGAUGAAAUUGAAGCGAUUUAAUUUCAUAUUUUCACACAUCACUAUGGUAGAACAAAUUACUUUGCAUGAUGAAUUAUUUCAAUGGACAAAUCGACGAAUUGGAUUACAUCGGGACCAUGCAACUUUCGACUGGUUACGGUCAGAACCGAAUCCACUAUCACCACUUCAAGAAAUUUAUCGUAUCCAGGAAACACUGGACAAUUAUCCUGGCUUUAAAGACUUUAUCCAAAAAAUUGUCACUCAGGAAUUAUCGUUCAAUAUUCACACAAUGCGUCGGCUUUUCAAUUUAUGCCAAACUCAUAGCUCAUUCGGCAGGAUGAAAAAAUUUACCGUUUAUAAACAGGGAUAUCCAUCCAGGUCAGUAGCUGUGAUGUUAACAGGUGAGGCAUUUUAUGAAGACAUGACAGGUGUUCGUGUCACUGCCACGCCACAUGAAUUAGGUGUCGAGCUUAUCGAACAGAUCUACUUGUUGUGCCUCCACAAGGGCACCUCUGUGGAUCUCAACAAUUUGUAUUUCACGCCACUGAGAACAGUUUAUGUAGAACCGCCAUUUUAUUAUAUUAAGAUCACAGUGCGAGCAGUACUGGAAGCAAUGCAAAUCACAGAAGUGAAUGAAUAUCGACGUGAAGUAAGCGAAGCAAGAAGCAUGAAGGAGAUGAGCAACGCGCAGUUCAGUGAUCUGUCAUCAUUUGGACGAAAGUACAUCAUUUUUUUUUUUUUAAGGACAGCAAUAAAGCAGUCUCCAGCUUAA
Messenger RNA from Brugia pahangi, 2052 nucleotides. NCBI's taxonomy places the organism in Eukaryota, Metazoa, Nematoda, Chromadorea, Rhabditida, Onchocercidae. The record is from the annotation of a GenBank genome assembly.